AUGGCAAACCAAGCCCCCAACAAAGUACAAGAGCGCCUUACGCAGGUCGAAGGCCAUCUCCUUGGUGGUUCUGCAAGCUCUGGCGCAUCAGGAUCCAAGGGAAGGAAGAACCUCCUUGAGAAGAGGCCUGACGAUGUUGUUGUAACCUGCGCGCUCCGCACAGCUUUCACCAAGGGCGGAAAGGGAGGGUUCAAAGAUACACAAGCAGCUGAUCUUCUUCACGGUGCUUACAAGGCCAUCAUCGAGCGCUCGGGUAUUGACCCUAAGCUCGUCGAGGACAUCGCUGUCGGUGCUGUUCUCGCCCCGGGUGGUGGCGCAACAGAGUUCCGCGCUGCUGCUCUUGCUGCUGGCUUCCCUACCACGACCGCAGUCAAGAGCUUGAACAGGCAAUGUUCCUCUGGUCUCCAGGCAUGCGUCGACAUCGCCAACGCAAUCAAGUCUGGCAUGAUUGAAGUCGGUAUUGGCGCAGGCGCAGAGAGCAUGAGCACACAAUACGGACCAGGCGCCGUCACUGAGUUUUCCGAGCUCCUCGAGAACCACAAGGAAGCCGCAAACUGCAAGGUACCCAUGGGCGUGUUGUCGGAGCAAAUGGCAAAGGCCAAGGGCAUUGCGCGAGCUGACCAAGACGCCUUUGCCGCGUCGUCGUUCCAAAAGGCCGUCGAGGCUCAAAACAAGGGUCUCUUUGACGAGGAAAUCGCACCCUUGACCGUCAAGUGGACCAACCCCAAGACCGACAAGGAGGAGACCAUCACCGUCAGCAAGGAUGAUGGCGUCAGGCAAGGCAUCACCCCCGAAUCUCUUAGCAAGAUUCGCCCUGCCUUUUCCAAAGACGGCUCCAUCCACGCUGGUAACGCAUCUCAAAUCUCUGACGGUGCCGCCGCCGUGCUCCUGAUGAAACGCAGCACAGCCGAGCGCCUCGGCCAAAAGAUCAUUGGCAAAUUCGUCCAGGCCUCCAUUGUCGGUGUACCUCCGCUACUGAUGGGUGUCGGUCCCGCCGCCGCUAUCCCCGUUGUGCUUGAGAAGACCGGUCUGAACAAGAACGAAGUCGACAUCUACGAGAUCAACGAGGCUUUCGCCAGCCAGUGCCUCUACUGCAUCAACGAACUUGGUCUCGACAUGAAGAAGAUCAACCCCAAGGGUGGUGCUAUUGCCUUUGGCCACCCCCUCGGUGUCACUGGCGCCAGGCAAGUCAGCACUCUGCUCACCGAGCUCAGGCGAACAAAGCAGCAAAUCGGUGUCACCAGCAUGUGCAUUGGUACCGGUAUGGGUAUGGCUGCUGUCUGGGUUGCCGAGUAA
This is a messenger RNA of Bipolaris zeicola 26-R-13, 1296 nucleotides long. RefSeq lists its product as uncharacterized. Gene Ontology annotation, molecular function: acetyl-CoA C-acyltransferase activity. The record is from RefSeq and is a predicted model, not a curated record. Bases 1 to 1296 code for a protein of 431 amino acids. Gene Ontology annotation, cellular component: peroxisome. Lineage: Eukaryota; Fungi; Ascomycota; Dothideomycetes; Pleosporales; Pleosporaceae. The transcript has 3 exons. Gene Ontology annotation, biological process: phenylacetate catabolic process; fatty acid beta-oxidation.